CAUGUCGGGAAAUCGAAGUUUCCGCAUUCCACAGAACCUUCCCACAAAGGCGAGGAAAUGCUUGAUCUCACCGGAUCAACGACCGGCAGCUGGUGGCGUAGCACCAGCAGCGCCGGCAACAAACCCGGCAAAUUUCCGGGCACCGGUCGCAGUUCGUACCAGCAAACGCAAUGAUGAAUUAAGUACGAAACUGAUGGAGUUAGACAACACGCUGCUGAAUGCGGUCGAUUUGGCCAGCAUUGAGCAACAGAUCGAACCUUCGAAGCCACGUACCUCAUCGGAUGGCAAUAUGAAACGCGGCGCAGCGGAUCAAUCGAUCAGAUCGUUUCAUAAACGUUCCAACUCAUUAGGAGCCAUUGAGAGUAGAAUUGUGGCCAGUACACCGAAACGGCGAAAAUCAGCUGCUAGUAGCCGCCAGAUUUAUGUGCUACAAAUGAGCAUGGACGGAGGCGAGGUGAGUGAUGAGGAGAGGGACAGUGGUUGUAAUGAAAAUCAGCCAUCGAAUCGAUCAAACGUUGUGAACGAGGAAAUUCCAUCGGUUCAUCAUCUGUGGUCCGGGCUGGAAGACGACGAUGAUGAAUUCCUCCGAGAGAUGCUACCAUGCGGGCAGGAACAGAUCGCCAGUCAUGAUCAAGUUGAUACGGACGAAAUAAUCAAGGAUAAACUGAGGCGGAUCGGGUCGUCCAAACCAGUAACGCAUGUCGGUGACCUGCUGCGUGAGGGCAACGGGUUCGAGGUGUACACGAACCGGGACAUCUGUUCGCAGUACAUGCGGCUAGACCAGUCCCUCGUGGACGAAGGUGUGGAGCGAAUCGACGCGAUCGGUGCAUCACAAAUGGGUCAUCCGGAGCGUCCGUCACAGAUCCAACAGGUAGCCGACGAAGCCGAACGGGCCUUCGAGCUGCAACAGGUGAGCGAAGUGCAGCGGAUUUUCGAAAACUGUGAACGUACACUGCACGACAUGACCAACAUCGAGCCGAUGGCGGUGGCGAUCGAUGAGGGAAGCCCGCGGAUGAGGGCCAGCAACUCGACCCUAGCGGCCAUUAAUUGGGAUGAGGAAAUUUCAGACCAGACUACCAAGCCAAAAUCUACCGCACCCCGCGUAUCGUCGCUUUUCCUCGAGAAGGGUCCGUUCUUUGGGCUACCGAGCAACGUUCAGCGAAUCCUGCGAGACUUUCGUGGGAUUGGCGAGCUGUACGAUUGGCAACAGGAGUGCCUGGCGCUGCCGGCGAUCCCCGAGAGACGUAAUUUGAUCUACGCAUUGCCCACGAGCGGCGGAAAGACGCUGGUGGCGGAGAUUCUUAUGCUACGGGAGAUUAUUUGCCGGCUGCGGAACGUCAUGUUCAUCGUGCCGUACGUUUCACUCGCUCAGGAGAAGGUGAUCGCGCUCAGUCCGUUCUCAAUCGAGCUGCAGUUUCUGUUGGAGGAGUACACCGGCGGAAGGGGACAAUGUCCACCACGGAAACGGCGCAAGAAAAACACGAUUUUUGUUUGUACGAUCGAAAAAUCGCUUCUCCUCAUGGACUCACUCAUCGAGGCGGAUCGGGCGAACGAGAUCGGGCUGAUCGUGAUCGACGAACUGCACAUGAUCGGAGAGCAGCGACGCGGGGCCAGUCUAGAGAUGCUGAUCACAAAGGUGCAGUCGCUGCGGGCCGGAAUUCAGAUCGUGGGAAUGAGUGCCACUAUCGGGAACUUGGGUGAAGUGGCACGUUUCAUGUUGGCCGACGUUUACUGUCGCGACUUCCGGCCGGUAGAGUUGAAGGAGUACGUCAAGUGUGGGGACGAUCUGUUCGAGGUGCGCGGCCAGGCCGAACGUAUGGAUGACGUGUUCGGGGAGAAGCGACGGUUGGAGUUUAACUACAGUGAGGAACUGCGACGGAUCGAUCAGGACCAUGUGAUCGGUCUGAUCAUGGAGGUAAUUCCUGAGAGUUCGUGUUUGGUGUUUUGUCCUACCAAAAACAAGUGUGAAAGUUUGUGCGCCAUGUUGGCGAACAAGUUGCCGGGUUCGUUUGCCGAGCACCGGGCAGAGGAAAAAGCACAGAUUAUAAAGUCCCUCCAAGACGAUGGGUCCGUUGCACCCAUCCUACCGCAGUCGUUCCGUGUCGGAGUCGCUUACCAUCAUGCUGGGUUGACGCAGGACGAGCGGCGCACGAUCGAGGAUGCAUUCCGGGCCGGCAUCCUUUCGCUGAUCGUGUGCACUUCAACGCUGGCCGCCGGUGUGAACCUUCCGGCGAAGCGAGUGAUCAUCCGGUCGCCCUACAUUGGGACGGGUUUUCUAACGCUCAGUCGCUACAAACAAAUGGUUGGCCGGGCCGGGCGUGCGGGUUUCGGCGAGACCGGCGAUUCCAUACUUAUUUGCGCUCAGCGCGAUAUACCGCAGGUUUGCGAGAUGCUCUGCUCACCGAUGGACGUCGCCGAGUCGUCGCUCAUCGAAGACGAUCGGGCCUGCUUCAAAUCGCUCGUACUCAGCUCGAUCGGGCUCGAUCUUAGUGUGACACGGGAUGCGCUGCAAGCGAUGGUUGGAAGUACGCUGCUUGCGCAGCAAGCGAAGCGACGCGGAAUCGAUCUCGAGGCCAUCACCGACGAAACGAUCGUGCAGCUGUACCAGGGCAAUGCGAUCAAGGCAACGCACGAUAGCUGUCUGCGCAAUCCACCGAACAUGGUAGUGGAAAUCAGUGGCGCAGGUGGUGCCCAUAACAUCCCUGUCACCGGUACGGCCCCUAUGCCCGGGGAUGAACGAUCGGAGGUAGCGGUGGGACAGGCGUUCAUUCGAGUACACAAGACACCGUCCCGUCCGGGUAAGGUUAUCAAAACGAUCGAUCGAACGAGCCCGCUGGAAGUGAACCGACUGGGCAAGGCGGCCAUCCGUGCCGGGUUCGACAUGGAGCGAGCGGUCCGGUUCUACGACGAGAUGCAGGAACUAGGCAAACGACUGUGUGUGCUCGAUGAGUUCGAUCUGUUCUUCCUCAUUCUGCUGGAGGACGGACGGGAAGUAUAUCUCAAAAUGGAUGAUUUGAUCGUUCUGACCACUAAACUCUCGGAUGAACUGCUGAAAAUCGCCGCACGGUACAACAUCAAUAACGUGCUAAUAGCUAAAAUUCUUGCGCGCCGCACCGUACCCGAAGAGGCAAUGUUCCGGGUGCAGCGUUUCUUCCGUGUGCUGAUCGUGCACGACCUAUGGAGGCAAAUGGGUCUCCAGGAAGUUGCCCUCAAGUACCGCGUGAACGCGGGUGCGAUUCAGAGCCUCAUGACCAGCACAGCCGGGACGGCGUACAGUUUGCUGCGGAUGUGCGAGGAAAUUCCGGAACUGUGGGCGUUCAAGCAUUUGCUGACGGGCAUGACCGAACGGUUGACGCACUACUGUAAGCUCGAGCUGAUGCCACUGAUGGAGCUGCCCUCGGUGAAGCUGGGUCGUGCCAAACAGUUGUACCGGGCCGGAUACACCACGCUCGCCUCGAUAGCCCGUGCCAAAUCGAAGGAGCUGGUAGAAACCAUCGAAUACAUGAACUACCGCACGGCGAACCAUUUGAUACUGAGCGCGAAGGCGAAACUUAUGGAACAAGUUGAUGCACUACGCGAACAGGCAGAAGAGUAUCUCUCGCAGCUGAAUCGUUGAUCUUGUUUUCCUCAUCCUUGUAGCGGUGAGGAAUAUCAAAGAUCCACGCAUCACCUCGCAUCAGUUAGCUGAAAGUAGAUAAAAAGGACUAAACGUAGGUAGAACUAUUGACUAAUUGCCAAAACGGUAGCAAACGUAGGGUUGCAGGUUAGCUUAUGAAGCUUCCCGCACCAUGCACGGGCAGAUGUGAGCAAAGUCGUGAUCUCUUGUUGUUGAAUUAAGUAUGUUUCUCCAUGUUUUCUUGAGAUGAAUUAUUUAUUUUGGACUAGAAAGACUUGUUCUUUGAACUACCCGGUGUAAUAUUUCCAUUUUUUGUUUUCUUUAUUUCAUCAAGUAAAAGUAAGUUAAAUUAUAA
Molecule: messenger RNA, 3971 nt
Organism: Anopheles coustani
Lineage: Eukaryota; Metazoa; Arthropoda; Insecta; Diptera; Culicidae
Product: helicase POLQ-like
Exons: 5
Coding region: 2-3616 (1204 amino acids)
Molecular function (GO): ATP binding; nucleic acid binding
Source: RefSeq, a predicted model, not a curated record